Molecule: messenger RNA, 5249 nt
Organism: Rhincodon typus (whale shark)
Lineage: Eukaryota; Metazoa; Chordata; Chondrichthyes; Orectolobiformes; Rhincodontidae
Gene: prkcsh
Product: protein kinase C substrate 80K-H
Exons: 17
Coding region: 2054-3691 (545 amino acids)
Biological process (GO): N-glycan processing; liver development
Cellular component (GO): glucosidase II complex
Molecular function (GO): calcium ion binding; protein binding
Source: RefSeq, a predicted model, not a curated record
GUCAAAAUUUUUAUUUCUGAUUUUUUUUAACAGUAAGAAAAGGCAAUCUAUCCAAUUCAGUUCAUCAGAAUCCCUUACACCAAUGUUUCCUUUUUCCAUUCUUGUCCAUUAAUUAAACCCUUUCCACGUAAAGUUAUUUUUCCAAUCUUCCUUUCUCCAUAAACCACCUUUCUAAUCCACUUGGCCUCUAAACUCCCAUUUCUCCAAUUCCCUCUUUCUCUUCAAUUCUAUUUCCCCAUAAAUUCCCUUUACAAUUCCCCUUUCUCUAAAAUAAACUCCCCUGUUACUCUAAAACUCCAAUUCUCUAUUCAAUUGCUUUCCCUGAAUUCAUCUUCUGAGCUGGGAUCAUAGACCAAAAUCUAUAUUCCACCAACACUUCCAAGGUUAAUACGAGAGAAAACCUGGCAAGACCCCUGCUGAAAUGUUAGUCUUUGGUUUUUAUUCAUAUAGUGGACGUGUGUAUCACUGGCUGGGUAAGCACAGCCCAUCCCCAGUUGCCCUGGAGAAGAUGAUGGUGAUCUGCUUGGGGGCAAAAAGGGACAGGGAAUCUGUGCUGGUCCAGACACUAAAGCCUACUUCCCACAAAUGAAGAAAAAAAUUUCAACGUAAAAAUUAAUUAAAGAUGAGGAUAUCAAGCACUGGGGCCCAUGACUAUUUCCUUUGGCAGCUUGUUGCAUUGUGAGAUUGUUUUUAAAGGAAAGUUGAAAAUGCCUUGGAAACGCAAAGUCGUUUUAUUUUAGAUAGAAUCAUCAUAGAAUCCCACAGGAUGGAGGCAGGCCAUUCGGCCCAUCGAAUCCACACCAAUUCUCCGAAGAACAUCCCACUUGGACCCACCCUACUCUGUAACCCUGCAUUUCCCAUGGCUAAUCCACCUACCCUGCAUAUUCCUGGACACAAUGGGCAAUUUAGCACAGCCAAUCCACAUUACCUGCACAUCUUUGGACUGUGGGAGGAAACCCGAGCACCACUGUCAUGUAAAUGGCUAAGACCAUAGGACUUAGGAGCAAAAGCAGGCCAUUCGGCCCAGUGAAUCUGCUCUCCCAUUCAAUGAGAUCAUGGUUAAUCCGAUAAUGCUUAACUCCACUUUCAAUAUCACCCUUGAUUCCCUUACCAAUUAAAAAAUCUGACUUUCUCAGCCUUGCAUAUAUUUAAUCAUGCAUCCUCUGCAGUAAAGAAUUUCACAGAUUGACUACCCUCAGCAGAAACUGGUGUUCUGUUCCCUGUUCCCCAUAAUCCUCAAUCCCUUUCCCAUUGAGAGCCGAAACUGGUGUUAAGUCCCUUCUCUCCCUGAUCCUCAAUUCCCUUAUCAAGUCCCAUUUCUUCCAUCACUCCUGUCCACGUGGACCCAGUUUGCUUCCACUUUUCAAGUUUGAGUCAAUGCUUGGUUGAGGAGGUGGGAAGAGAACAGAACUCCCAGAAUGCACUGGGGGAUGGGCGGGGAUUACUGGCACAUGCGCGCUUCGCCCCGUACGUUGGCCAAUCAGAGAGCAGCAGCGGGACGUCACGCAGGGCCCGGGUCAGGCGAAGGAGUCGGAGCAGCGCGCGCGCGCGGGGGGAGCCGGGGAAACGGCCUGUUUCACUCUUCUCCAUCGGUUUGACUCGACACCUUUGCAUUCUCAAAAACCGGCUCCAGCGUCUCUGUUCUUUUGUUUUCGCUCCUCUCCGAUUUACCGGCGAGGUUCCAUCAGUGUGGGGUCCGCCCGCCGGACGCCGGCCUCUCGCACGACCGUUGGUCCGCGUACGCGUCGACAGCCUCGCUGAUUGGACGGCCCUCGAUGCUAGUCUGGUCGCUGAUUGGUUGCUGCUCGAAACCCUUGCGAUUGGACGAUAUUCCGGGCGGACGAGGAUCGUUGAUUGGGUGUCGCCUUGAGCGUGCUCACCGAUUGGUGGACCCGGAACCGUGUUUUGAUUGGUCGUUGUUUUAACUUCCCGUUUGCUGAUUGGCUAACGAAGCCGUGCCUCCAUUGGCCGACGCUGAACUGAUUCAUUGGUUGGUUGGUAGCUCCAGCGGUUCGUUCGUUGAUUAGUGGACGCUGACCCGUUCUCUGAUUGGAUGACGAUGGCGCUGCUUUGUGUCCUAGUUCUCUUGCUCUCUCUGAACAGCGCAGGCGCCGUGGAGGUGAAGCGACCCCAGGGGGUCUCCCUAUCUCAUCGGCACUUCUAUGAUGAGACCAAACCAUUUACGUGUCUGGAUGGCUCCAAAACCAUUCCAUUUGAUGAGGUGAAUGAUGACUACUGUGAUUGCAAGGAUGGCUCGGAUGAACCAGGAACGUCUGCCUGUCCGAAUGGUAGCUUCCACUGCACUAACGCUGGACACAGACCUCGUUACAUUCCAUCUUCCCGUGUGAACGAUGGCAUUUGUGAUUGCUGUGACACGACAGAUGAAUACAACAGUGGUGCUUCAUGUGAAAAUACUUGCAAGGAACAAGGUCGCAAAGAGAAGGAAGCCUUGCAGAAAAUGGCAGAAAUUGCCAAGGAAGGAUUCCGACUGAAACAGCAGCUCAUUGAAGAAGCAAAGAGAAGUAGGGAAGAGAAACAGCAAACUCUCUCAGAGCUACAGAAGAAGAAGGAAACCUGGGAAGCACAGGUUGAGUCACUGAAGGCAAUAAAGGAAGCAGCAGAGAAGCCUGAGCAGGAAGCAAAAGAAGUUCAUAAGAAAGCAUGGGAUGAGGUCCAAACUGCACGUAAAGCGGAGAAGGAGAAAGCUAAGGCUGCUGAAACAUUCAAGGAGCUGGAUGACAAUGAGGAUGGCUUUGUUUCAGUAAACGAAAUUCAGACUCAUGCAGAGUUGGACAGCGACGGAGAUGGUGUGGUGUCUGAGCAAGAAGCUGAGAGUUUGCUGGGAGGUCUCAGUCAGGUUGAUCUUAGCACCUUCCAAGAGUCAAUCUGGGCAGGUAUUCAGGACAAGUACAAGUCUGAGGCAGUGAUUGAAAGCCCAACACCCCCUGAUAUCCCUGUGAAGGAGGGGACAGACAGCUAUCCAAAAUCUCACCAGGAAGAACUGACCAAGGAUGACCAUGAUGAGGAGGAUGAUGGUGGUGGUGAGGACCGCGAUGAUGACGACGAUGACGAUGACGAGGGUGAUGACGAGGAGGAAGAUGAUGGAGGUGAAGAAGAUUAUAAGGACCAACAAUCUUCAUAUUUCUCGGAAAAGCAUGAUGCAGAUGAUGAGAAAAUGCCACCGUAUGAUGAAGAAACACAGGCUCUGAUUAAUGCUGCCGAUAAAGCACGAAAUGAGUUCACCGAAGCAGAGAAAUCGCUGAGGGAGGUGGAGAGUUCGAUUGGGAGUCUCGAGAGGGAGCUUACCAUUGACUUUGGACCUGAUGGAGAAUUUGCAUAUAUGUUUAACCAGUGUUAUGAAAUGACGACAAAUGAGUAUGUCUACAAGCUCUGCCCGUUCAGUAAAGUGGCACAGAAACCCAAACACGGAGGUUCAGAAACCAGUCUUGGUGUAUGGGGCUCGUGGGCUGGACCUGAAAGUAACAAGUUCAGUGCGAUGAAGUAUGAGCAUGGUACUGGCUGUUGGCAGGGGCCCAGUAGGACCACCUUGGUGAAGCUGUCCUGUGGCAAAGAGACUGAUGUGCUGUCCACUUCAGAGCCUAGCCGCUGUGAAUACCUGAUGGAGUUUUCGACGCCAGCCCUUUGCCAGGAGGAGAUGAAUGGGGAAGGAACAGAUCAUGACGAAUUGUGAGAAUUGGGCGAGUGGGCUUAACAGGUUGUUGGAACCUCAUUGGCGAAGAAAUAGACAAGAUGAGUUUGCUGGAGCCUGCAGCACUGUUGACCCCAGCAGGCAUCCUUUCACUCAUGGACCAGUUUAAUUUUUUUUUUAAUUGAAGCCCCUCCUCUCUUUUUGGGCACUUUUCCAAAAUGAUAUCUUUCCUCUGAGAAAAGACUUCCUCAUCAUUGGUCCCUUGGAACUAAAUCACGGCUCUGCAGAACUUUUUUUUUUCAAGCUGAUAUGCAGUCUUUCUCUCUUCCUCCCCUACACCUCCCACGUCUGUGAGACACAGUGACUCAGCUCAGCAUCCAGUCUCAACCAACACGCUGCUUUACACCAUGACUUUUAAAAAUAAAAAAAGAGGCUUGAUAAUAAAAUUUAACAGGAGGAAAUCCAUCUGGCUGAUUUCGGAAGCUGCUGCGUGCGCAGUAGACUGUUUGCGUCCCUCUCGGAAAUAAGUCAUCUUUUAGAAAGAGAGUGAAAUCUGUUUCGGGUCUGAGUUUGGGAUUCUUUGCGUACUGCUUCUGUAACUUCUAGUUUUGAGGAUUCUCUCAUGCGCGCUCUCUUUUUCGCGUGCUCUUCCUCACGUGCUGUCAUCUCCCCAUUGUGGAAGCCAGGCCCCACAAUCUGUUAAUGAAUCCUAUAUGUGGUUUCUUUUUGUUUCAAAAGUAAUUUUUAAACCCACUCUCACACUCACAGACCUGGAUGUUUUGUUGUUGAAAGCCCCCCUCCUGCCCACCAUAUCCUUCCUUUUUUUUUGUGGUUAAUAGCUUGCUUUGGAACCUCUGCAGUCCUCCCUCCCUGGGAGACGAGGACAUUGUGACUUUUGGAGAAGGGGGUGUCGGUGUUGCUCAGGACACAGCUGGCUGGAUUCGGGCAGACUCGAGCAGAUUGCCAGGCGCUAGUUUUUUUUUUUUUCUGCACUUCUGUAGGGGCAAAUAUUCCUUCCUUUUUUGUUGCUUUGCCCCUUUUGGUGUUCCAUAAUGACAGAAGCCAGCAGUUAUACAUACGCAUGGAGAACCUGUGAUAAUAACUGUUGACUGAUUUUUUUUUUUUUUACAGCUUCAUGGAUUUUUGGGUCUUGUGGAUUCAUCACUGAAUUCUGCUUCCUUCAAAUAGCUCAGAGUCCCUUCCCCUCCAUUGUGUGCUGAAGGUAAAUGGGAUUCAGGUGCAUACCCAGGAGUUCAGUUGAGCCUUUUAUUGGCACUUCAAAAGCUGGGCUUGAUUGUAUUUCCUCCCCUUGGCUGUGACCAAACAAUCGUGUCUUAAAAAAUUUUUGAAUAGGAUCAUUGUAUAUUUUUAUUGGAUACAAACACUCUCUCACACUCUCACUCUCUCUCUCUCUCUCUCUCUCUCUGCACAGAGACCACCAAGCUUUGCUGGUUGUUUUCCCCCCCCACCUCUUUUCCGUGCCUGUUUGUCCUGUCAGCUGUUUGCAAUCACUUGCAGCCAUGAUCUAGUAAAACUGCAGGAGGGUUAAAUGAAUAACUUCAUGGUGACAAAUGAAAAUAAACUGGUGGUUGGAGAUGGA